UAGCUUCACUACAUUUUAUGUGUUAGUUUUGGACGAAGUGCCCUUUCGUUUUGGGCUUCGCGCCUCACCAUUGCACAAGGACUGGAGCCGAUUAGUUCAUUGCUUCUAUUUGAGAUAGGCCUGGUUAGCUGAUUGGGUGCUGUCAGCCAUGGCUGAUAAGCAAGCCGCGCCCGGAGUCGGUGGGUUGACGAAAAGACUCAGGCGCAAGGGCUCGGAUGUUUCAAAAGACAAACGGAGCACGAGUCAUGAACGAGGUCCGAACUCUAUACCAGCACUGAUGAUCCACGAUUCUGAAGUACCACCACCGGUGGAUUUUGAGAACUUUCUGGACGUUCAUCACGGUAUCCUUUCCCGAGAUCCGUUCAAGGACUUGCUUGUAUUCCCUGAGAAUGACAUCAAGGUUUGCACGGAGCAGCGCUUCUGCAGGACGCAGGAGAGCACCAUCCCGGAAGCAGCUGCAAAAUCCACAGUUCCACAUAUCAACCGCUGCACCAAUUACUUGAAUUCGAACUUCAGCAUCUGCGAGAGAAUGAAUAUUGUGGCCUCUGGCACACGCCUCAGUAAUCUCAGGCAGCGGCAGAGUGAGAAGGAAAAGACGAACAUGUUCCCUCACCAGGAGUAUGAGCUCGACACACAAAAUGAUCCCAAGCCAGAGGAGUCACAACCGCCACCAUCGAGG
Messenger RNA from Sycon ciliatum, 679 nucleotides. Its product is annotated as dedicator of cytokinesis protein 7-like. Gene Ontology annotation, molecular function: guanyl-nucleotide exchange factor activity. The record is from RefSeq and is a predicted model, not a curated record. Gene Ontology annotation, biological process: positive regulation of GTPase activity; small GTPase-mediated signal transduction. NCBI's taxonomy places the organism in Eukaryota, Metazoa, Porifera, Calcarea, Leucosolenida, Sycettidae.